AGCCGGGAUUGGGGCCGCCCCCCGAGGGCAGCGCGGACGCCGCCCCCGCCUCCUUCAUGGACGACGAAGCGUUCAAGCGCCUGCAAGGGAAGCGCAACCGCGGGAGAGAGGAGAUCAGCUUCGUGGAGAUCCGGGGCGACGACCAGCUGAGCGGAGUCCAGCAGUGGCUCACCAAGUCCCUGACGGAGGAGCAGGGCAUGAAGUCCUUCAGCAAGAAAAAGGGGGAGCAGCCCACGGGACAGCAGCGAAGGAAGCACCAGAUCACCUAUCUGAUCCACCAGGCGAAAGAGCGUGAGCUGGAGCUGAAGAACAGCUGGGCAGAGAACAAGCUCAGCAGGCGUCAGACCCAGGCCAAGUAUGGGUUUUAGCCCCUUCCCGGCCCACCCGGAGCAGGAUGGCCGACUACGCAGGAUCCUGUUCCGCCAGGCAGCAAGGCCCGCUGGCCUGCCAAGGAAGCCACCACAGGAGGCCGUGCAGC
This is a messenger RNA of Thamnophis sirtalis, 478 nucleotides long. Lineage: Eukaryota; Metazoa; Chordata; Lepidosauria; Squamata; Natricidae. The record is from RefSeq and is a predicted model, not a curated record.